UUGGAGCGACUGUCCAUUAACGUCCAGCUCAGGCCACGGAUUACUACAAACAAUUCCGCACUGCUUCUGUCACUGGCUAGCGUUUGGAAUCUUCCACAUAGUGCAGGUGCGCUCUGAAGAUUUCUCUUGAUCGUCGCUUCUUUGUUCGUCUUGGAAAGGGUUGCCGCGCACGCAAGCAUUCACUUUCGCACUUGCCAGUUUCGUCUCAGGCGCCUUGCUGAGAACGCGUUGGGCGAGCCUGCGCAUCUGACUCUCGCCCACUUUCACUGCCAGACUUAGCUCACUUCCAUUCGCGUUCGGCUCCGCGUGUUUGCGCAACACAUCAUUGCAGCCCAUCAUAAAAGUCCAGCUUUUCUGGCCAGCCUUCUUACUUUCCACACGACCUACUCACCAUCAUCUCCACGCAUCACAUCAAGAUGCAUCAUCCCAGCGCUAGCUUGCCUAGCAACAUGGUAGAUCCGGGCCACCUCGACAAGAUCGACAAGCUCUUCGCCUGUGGUGUCGGAGAUCACAUCCACCUGCCGCAGUUGGUUGUUGUUGGCGACCAGUCAAGCGGCAAGUCAUCCGUCCUAGAGGGCAUCACUAAGUUGCCUUUCCCUAGAGACUCUGGUCUUUGCACUCGAUUCGCGACUCAAAUCACGUUCCGUCGCGCGCAGGCCAUAAGCACUACCAUCACCAUCAUCCCUCACAAGGGCGCCACCCCAGCAUACGCUGAGAAACUCUGCGCUUUCAAAGUCCUUACCCAUGCUGUCCUCGAACCUGUCUCAUUCUCCAAGACCAUGAAGGACGUCCACAAGCUCUUGGGUCUGUCCGACAAUCCCUCCGAUGGUGACAACAAGUCGACCUUUUCCGAAGACGUACUCAAGAUUGAAGUGACUGGUCCCGAGCAGGAACAUUUUUCCGUCGUUGAUGUUCCAGGUAUCUUCAGGACUGCCACGAAGGGCAUGACUACGCUUGCAGACGCAUCCAUGAUCAAGGCCAUGGUCCCCCGUUACAUGAUCAACCCUCGUUCUGUCAUGCUGGUCGUCAUCCCGGCCAAUGUUGACAUUGCCACUCAAGAGAUCAUUACUCUUGCCGAAGAAGCUGAUCUCGAUGGUCAUCCCGAAGUCGGUGUCAUGCAGCUCAUCAAGGGUGAUAGACAUCCACUUCAGCUUGGAUGGUGCCUGGUUCGCAACCUUGGCCAACAGCAGAGUCAAGACAACGCUGCGGACAGAUCAGCUGUGGAGAAUGCCUUCUUCCGUGAUUGUUCGCCUUGGAACGAGCUCGACAAGGAGCGCGUGGGCGUUGAUGCUCUACGCAGCAGGCUCCAAGAGGUUCUGACAAGCAACAUUCGUCGCGAGUUCUCUAACGUGAAGCGAGAAGUGCUCAUGAAGCUCAACUCGGCCAAGCGUGCUCUCAAGGAGCUCGGUGAAAAGCGUCAGACACCUGACGAACAACGCCGCUUCACCAUGGACAUCAGCUCGCGCUUUCGUGAGAUGGUCAGCUUGGCACUCAACUCCAAUUAUUCCGGACACAAGUGGUUCGACGAGUGUUCCACUCUGAUGUAUGUCACUGGCGUUGUGAACUGCGGCGAAGCCUUCGCCGAUGCUGUCGAUAAGCACGGUCAUGCCUACGGUUUCAAGUUCGACUACACUCCGGAAGUCCCUGGAAGAUCGAACCUGAGCAGCAAUGGUGGCCAGGGCUUGAAGCUGCGCUCGACUCCAGACCACCCGGACCUUGAGGAUCUGAUCAGUGGCGAGCGUCUCAUUGACGACAAGAUCUCCACCAACAUCAUCGAAUGGCUGUCGGGCCUGUACAAGAGCUCUCGUGGUUUCGAGCUGGGGACCUUUGACAAGAACCUUCUCGGCACAACCAUGAAGGCUCAAUCAGCCAAGUGGGAGCCCCUCGCACAUGGCUACAUCCUAGACAUCAUCCAUCUGGCACAUGUGUUCAUCACGGACCUGCUGAAGCUUGUCUGUCCCUCAGCACGUGUCAGAAACGGCAUUAUGUCUGUCAUGAUGGAGCCUCUGAUGGAGAUCUACCGCCGUGCCCUUGAGCAGGUCCAGUUUGUGCUCUACGUUGAGCACAACAACCCUCAGACCAUCAACCAUUACUUCAACGACAACCUGGAGAAGAGCCGUCAGAAGCGUCUCCGUGCCUCGCUUGAGAAGCACGCCACGACUCAGCCAACCCAGUUUGGCACUACUGGACGCAGCGUUAUUGCACUUGACGACAUCGUCCAGAACCACCCAAUGUCGAACGCACAGCACACGGUCUAUGAAGUCCACGACAUCCUCAAGGCUUACUACAAGGUUGCCAGAAAGAGAUUUGUCGACAAUGUCUGCAUGCAGGCCGCAGACUAUCUCUUGGUCACUGGACCCAAGAAUCCUCUCAAGCUGUUCUCGCCUCAGUUUGUCAGCUCGUUGAAUGACGACCAGCUCGAGGAGAUUGCCGGUGAGGAUGCUGGCACCAAGAGAAGACGCAACGCCUGGGCCAAGGAAGUCAAGGACAUGGAGCUCGGCAAGAAGAUCCUUGUUGGUGUCGCCUGA
Molecule: messenger RNA, 2528 nt
Organism: Aureobasidium subglaciale EXF-2481
Lineage: Eukaryota; Fungi; Ascomycota; Dothideomycetes; Dothideales; Saccotheciaceae
Exons: 5
Coding region: 417-2528 (703 amino acids)
Cellular component (GO): membrane; cytoplasm; microtubule
Molecular function (GO): GTPase activity; GTP binding; microtubule binding
Source: RefSeq, a predicted model, not a curated record